Molecule: messenger RNA, 1809 nt
Organism: Carica papaya (papaya)
Lineage: Eukaryota; Viridiplantae; Streptophyta; Magnoliopsida; Brassicales; Caricaceae
Source: RefSeq, a predicted model, not a curated record
AAACUUUAUCACUUGUUCCACCAAUGCAACAGGCUGGCCAACAAACUCAGGCUUUAAACACCCCUAGCCACACUCAGCAAUCCUCUGACUGGCAAGAGCAUACAUCUGCUGAUGGGAGAAGAUAUUACUAUAACAAACAGACUAAACAAUCUAGCUGGGAAAAACCUCUGGAGUUGAUGACGCCAAUGGAGAGGGCUGAUGCAUCAACUGUCUGGAAGGAAUUUUCAACACCAGAGGGAAGAAAGUAUUAUUACAACAAGAUUACAAAGCAGUCCAAAUGGUCAAUGCCUGAGGAAUUGAAGUUAGCUCGGGAACAGGCUCAACUUGCAGUUAGCCAAGGAACCCAAUCAGAAACUGGAGCAACUUCUCAAGCUCCGGAUGCUGUUGCUGUAUCUUUGACUGAAACGCCUGCAACAGUUUCUGUUGUCUCUAGCACUCCCUCAAUUGCACCUGGAGUGGCUCAAAGUCCUGCUUCUGUUCCACCUGCUGUUGCUAAUCCUGUCCAAGUGGCACUCCCUGGGUCUGUGCCACAAUCUGCUGCAACAAGUGCAAUUGGAGUUCUGCCCCCUGUGGUGACUGUAACUCCUUUGCCGAGUGCAGUUGCAACUGUUAAUGCCAGCACAACAAUGAUGAGUGGCUUUAACAAUUUAACAUUCCAGACUGCUCUGAAUACUGUAGAUGCAGCUUCUACUCAAGACAUUGAGGAAGCAAGAAAGGGAAUGGCCGUAGCUGGAAAAGUUAAUGUGACGCCUCUAGAAGAUAAAACAAAUGAUGAUGAGCCAUUAGUUUAUGCCAGUAAACAGGAGGCGAAAGUUGCAUUCAAAGCUCUUUUGGAAUCUGCAAAUGUCCAGUCUGAUUGGACAUGGGAGCAGACAAUGAGAGAGAUUAUUAAUGACAAGCGAUAUGGUGCUUUGAGGACUCUUGGGGAGCGGAAGCAAGCAUUUAAUGAGUAUUUGGGUCAAAGAAGAAAACUCGAGGCCGAGGAAAGGCGAAUGAGACAGAAAAAGGCUCGGGAAGAGUUCACAAAAAUGCUUGAGGAGUCAAAGGAACUGACUUCAACCAUGAAAUGGAGCAAAGCUGUAAGUUUGUUCGAAAAUGAUGAACGUUUCAAAGCUGUUGAACGCGUGAGAGACCGCGAAGAUCUCUUUGAUAACUACAUUGUGGAGCUAGAGAGGAAGGAGAGAGAAAAGGCUGUGGAGGACCAUCGGCGAAAUAUAGCAGAAUAUCGGAAAUUUUUAGAAUCCUGUGACUUCAUCAAGGUAAAUAGCCAGUGGCGGAAAGUACAAGAUCGAUUGGAGGAUGAUGAAAGAUGUUCACGUCUUGAGAAGAUUGACCGCUUGAUUGGUUUUGAGGAUUACAUACAUGACCUGGAGAAGGAAGAAGAGGAACAAAAGAAGGUUCAGAAGGAACAAUUGAGGCGGGCUGAGAGGAAAAAUCGUGAUGCAUUUCGCAAACUCAUGGAAGAACAUGUUAAUGCUGGCAACUUUACAGCUAAAACUCACUGGCGAGAUUAUUGUUUGAAGGUCAAGGAUUUGCCUCAGUAUCAAGCUGUUGUGUCAAACACAGGUGGCUCGACACCGAGGGAAUUGUUCGAGGAUUUGGCUGAAGAAUUAGAGAAGCAGGUUUCCACCAUUUAUUUGUUAUUUUUUGAUUUGGGUUUUGCCAGACUACUUCUAGUGUGCUUCUUUUGCAAAGUUUGCAUAAACAUGGAAACAGUGGACAACGCCUUUACUCUAUUGUUCAGUCCUAAUGAUCUACUUUUUCUUAGUUUUUUGUUUAGUCCUUUGAUUUCUGGCCAAGGUGGUUUGA